AUGGAGACCAGGAGCUCAAAGAAGCUUGGAGAGGGCCUCAAUGGUGGCGCCCAAGGGGUGGACCUUGGAGGUAGGGACGGCGCCCAAGGCUUGGGAAGUAGAGUAGAGGAACGAAGAGGAGUCUAUGGCGUCGGCCUUAUGGGCGGCACUCAUGGGGCUAGCGACGGCACCCACCAUGCUGGCAUAAUAGGCGGUGCCCAAGGCUCUGGAUUCUUGGCUGGAGGCGAUAGGUACUUGAUAGAGAGAGGAGGUGGCGCCUAUGUUGAGAAAAGGAAAGGCGACACCUUGGCUAAGCACCAGGCCAUGGGCGGCGCCUAUGUUGAGGAAGGGAGAAGCGACGCCUUGGCCAUGCCACAAGUCAUGGGUGAGACAAGCGACGCCUACCGUGCAUUGGACGGCACCAGCUGCACUCCGGGCGGUGCCCAUGAUGUGCCAGGCAGCUACUCGGGCACGAUCCAGGCCUCUAUUUUUGAGGUUAGUAAUAUGGGCGGCGGUCAAGGCGCUGAGUCCCUUGUUCCAAGCGGCGGUGACUUGGAUGCUUUGGACGACGUUGGUGGAGCAUGUGAGCAGGUGCAGCAACACCUUUGGGCACUUGGGUAG
Molecule: messenger RNA, 600 nt
Organism: Ilex paraguariensis (yerba mate)
Lineage: Eukaryota; Viridiplantae; Streptophyta; Magnoliopsida; Aquifoliales; Aquifoliaceae
Source: the annotation of a GenBank genome assembly